Stereum hirsutum FP-91666 SS1 is the source of this 1299-nucleotide messenger RNA. RefSeq lists its product as uncharacterized. The coding region runs from base 1 to 1299 and encodes 432 amino acids. NCBI's taxonomy places the organism in Eukaryota, Fungi, Basidiomycota, Agaricomycetes, Russulales, Stereaceae. The record is from RefSeq and is a predicted model, not a curated record. The transcript has 2 exons.
AUGGACCGGGUCAGGAAACUCUCCAUAUCAAAACUGUUUGCAAAGAAGUCUGAAUUCUCGUUUCCAUCCCGCCCACCUCUUCAACACGCCAGCGCCACAUCGCCAAACCCUGUUGAACGCGCUUACGACAGUCCCCAGCUACCCGGCUCCCUGGACGACCCUGACUCAUACAAGUCGGCCAGACGUUCACGAUCAAUGCCUCUAGGAUUUACACUGCCUCCUACCAUACCCAAACCUGGGAAACUCGUCAAGAAAUCCACCAGGUCCAACAGCCUUCGCUCUCGGGAGCGUGGCUCAGAAGCACGGCCAAAACACAAAGGCCCACCCCCUUUAUACAAAGAGGCACUUCGUCACCCAGGCCUUCUUGUCAGCGCACAGCCAAAUGUCACUCGCGCACUGCGCUACGCAUACGAUAGCCCAGAGUCGGACUUGAGCGAAGAAGAAGGAGAGCGAAGGGAACAGGUUCCCAAUCGUGAUGACAGUACUAUCGCUGGAGUCGAAAUGGGAGUACUGGUCUACGAGGCACAGAGUGUGGCUGUUGGUGUAUCUGGGUCAUCUACUGCGUCUCAAGGCAUGCAUCCUAUCAAACGGGAUCCCGCUGCUGUGCUUCAGAGAAGCGCUUCGUUUUCUCAGCCCACUCGCCAUGCUUAUCCGCACCUCAUACAUCGAGCCAUACAAGAACAGACGGUCAACAUGACUUCUCCAAUGUAUUCACGCCCAUCUGCAACACCUAUUCAUAGUCAGCAGCGAUCUGUUACCUCACCUUCUGUCCUCCCGGCCCCCAAUCAUCCAAUCUCCUUUCCUACUCCUACCCGUCACCGCCCAACGCGAUCUUAUAGCCCAGCCAGAAUUCCUUCACAACGCUCGCUGGCUCGCACCCCUCCACUGGGCCCCCCUCCCAUGCCGUUACUCAAUCAUCCUUAUAACACUUCAACUCACACACUUCGUGCAUCCGAUUCUACACUCCGAGCAUCGUCAUCUAUGUCUCGCAUCUCUUCCGCCAAGCAUCGUGAUCGUCCUUAUGAUCUCAAGGACAAGGGGAAGAAGCAUUAUGUUGCAGGCGUAUGCUUGGAUGACUUCCCCGCACCACCAAUGCAUCUUCCAGAGCCAGCAUCUUCUUCCCGUGUGCGUGGCUAUCCGAACGCUAUGUACAGUCAAGCCACCGUUACGCAGCGAAGUCAGACAACACUGGCUCCCUUGCCUGCUGGUGCACGUCCGUCUGCUUUUGUGCAGAAGAGGGAGGAUCCUUGGCUUGCCCGGACCCCGCUGUAUGAUGGGGCGCGACCUUCUUUCGGCUGA